AUGGAAAAUUGUCCAUUAAUCCACUCCAAAUUGACCCUACAAUCAGCUGCUUGCCAGCUAGAAAAGGUGCUCAAGCUUUCCCAGAAAAGUAAAGCAACCAACCGGAAGCUGGCGGACGGCGAGCUGGAAUUGAUGAAAAAUCUCUGCAAAGCCGAUAACAACCGGAUCUGCCAACUGGCCACGGAAGCCUUCCUGCUGCUGGCCAAGGAUGGGACCGUCGAUCAGGGACAGGUGCUCGGUAUUCUUAUGACGAUUCUGCCGACUUCCAGCCCCGCACAAUUCACCACGAUCGGGAGUGCGAUUUUUGAGUUGCUGCUGCUGGAUCUUCGACGCCGUUGUGCGCUCGCCGUAACCACUGGACGGGGUUACGCUUGCCAGUUCGAUCUUAAAGCCCCACAGCAUCCGAUCAUUCAACUCCUGGAGAAGUGUGAAGCUGGCUGUAUGAUCAUUUUCCAGGAAAUGAUCGCAUCAACCCUUGAGGGCCACAAUAGCGAGCCCGAGAUUCGGGAGAAUUGUGUAGAAUUCCUGAGACCCGUGCUGUUACACCUGUUCGUUAAUGUCCGCUCCUUUCCGGAUUGCUACAAACUGUGGCGGUUGCUUGUGGCCAAGGCAACGGACGACCCGAAGGCGGAGGAUCUUCUCUUUGAGAUUUUGGCUUGGCGACGAGACACGACUGCGCCUCACACGUGCUAUACCGUUUCUCUGCUACUGGAGGGUUUGGAUGCUCUACAAGGAUCAAGCGAUGAUCAUUUGCUCCAUCUACGGCUGGAGAUCGCCAUCUAUCUAGCAGCGAUUUUGAAGGAGUACAUCAGCUUCAAUAACGAUCCGACCAGAUGUUUGAAUGUCCUUCAAGAUGUAUGUGAAGAUGCCUUAAAACAUGAUCCUGUUCCCCAGUUGGACGCUCUACUGAUGAUAUUCAUCGAUCUACUGACCGUGGUCUCUCCGAUGAAGCAGUACGGUGUGGUAAAGAUCAUAAGCAGCCUAUUUCCAAGCUGUGGCGCAUUCAGUCGUAUGAUGGCAAAGGAGGCCAUGAUUCAAUUGCUCGGUCAACCAUCUUAUGCCACGCAGCAUGUACCGUUGUGUGAUAAGAUACUUAAAGAUACCUCUGAGGAGCUUGCGAAACCGCUCAAUCCUACCAGACAACCGCUUAAGACUACCUACUAUCACACCGAUCUUGCUAAGUGGACAUUGAUUUGUAGCUGGUCGUCGACUUCUCCCACGGCUUUAGAGGAGUACUUCCGUGCCGAUCGUUCGCUACGUUGCCUGCGAUUCUCCAGCUGCCUCGGUUCCAUGUAUCGUGCCAUAUUUGUAACGACCACUUUCGAGGACGAUGUUUGGCGGGCCAACUUCCGGGCGCUAGUCGCAAUGAUGAAGAGCAACGAUGUACAAGCGACGCAGUGCAUGAUUCCUCUCCUGUACGGUCUGGCACAGCAACAGGAUCCUGGCAGAAGGCUGCACAUACUGCAAACUUUGGCCGCGACCGGUGCCAAAGAGAACGUGAUCGGUAUAUUGAAAGCAAUGACAAAGGAUCUCGAUCGAGCGACUUGUUUGGAUCUAUACCUAAGGCUGUGGAAAGCGGAACCGCGUACCUACCCAUUGCUGUACGAUCUUCUGAAGGAUACCAGUCGACCAUCGGCCAAGGCUGACCUUUGGGAGCAUACCAUCGCUCGAGCGUACACGAUUCGAGAAGUUUGUCUAAUCAAACCCCAACAACAUGGCGAAGAUCUGGUGAAUCUGUUUUCGGAAAUCUUGAGCAACCCCAAUGAUGCCGAUAAUGAAGUCGCUGUCUGUCUUUCACUCGAUGCCAUCUCGAGCCUUUGUGAGCAUCAAGUGGUGAACAUUGUCUCGACCUGGAAAGUGCUUGGCUUUCGUUUUGCCGACGAAUGUCGUCCACGUGUUAUUCGGUGCUUAUGCCGAUUUUUCGCCAACGUUCCUCUGAUAAAGGUCACCUCUCAAGAGCAGGAACGCUUGGUGAACCACAUAAUUGCUACACUGUGGCACUACGUUACGGAUUAUGAUGAUGGAGAAAUCAUCGGUGCUGCGCUUGACACGCUAAAGCAUUUUAAUCCAAACUCGCUAACACUGCGCCAGAUACCGGAACUGUUUCGCCAGGGAAUCGAUUUACCUGAACCGAAUGCAGAUGAUGGGAGUUCCACUGCAGACAGUCCCGGUUCCGUACCACCCGAGUGCUGGAUCCAGCUUGUGCAGUACACCAAUCUUAGUGCGAUCGAUGCGGCAGGUGAUCUGGUAGCGUACUACAUCGCUCGCGAGAUGGAAACAUUCCGGGGUGGUGUGUAUCAAACCCCGGAAGGUAGACCAGAGCCUUCGAACCUUAAAUAUCUACCCCGCGCCAGCAUACUGUCCACGAUCGUUAACUAUCUAAUCGCACAGAGCACCAAAUUUGCCACGAGCAGUACCACCAGCGAGCAGGUGCUGGUUCAACUGUUGCGCAUCGUUGCCAGGAAGUACUCCAAGCCGAUACCACCGCUAAACUGGUGCUUCCUUCACGAGUACUUUUUGAAUUGCUUCGAAAUGCGUGAUUACUGUGUGCAGAUUGCGAUCAAACAGAUGCCCUACUCUGGUACGGCCAAACGGAUGCUGGAAAACUAUCUGAACGAACUGUGCGAAACGGUCAUGCUCGAGGAAGAUUUGGUGAAAAUAUUCGCCCACCUGGAGGCCAUCACGGAAACGGUCCAAACGCCCAUCUACAAGCGGUUCGUCCAUUUGGGGCUCCAUUUUCUAGCGGAACGCGCGGAGGACAAGCGAUUUGCGGAUAGUUCGGCCUUCCUACAAGCGCUGGAACUGGUUGGUAAAGUUUUGGAGGGUAACUGCAGCAACGAAGAAAACUUUGAGGUGCUCGCUGAAACGCUGAAAGGAUUCUUCGGAAGAUUCGAUCUCGACACCGAGAUAUUUCGAAAGUAUGUUGACGUGUUGGUUCUACUGCCACGCACUCAAUUAGACAGCUUUCCUACUGUAACCGAAGAUACAUCAUUGAUGGCACUACAAAAGAAGAUUUAUUUCGAGUUUGCCGUUCGCACACAGAAUCCAACAAUUACGGUGAUGCCGGUGGUUGAAAGUAUUGCCAAGGCUGUAACCAGUAACAGCGAAGACUCGCAACUGUUGGUCGUUUAUUUCCUCGAACAACUGUACGAAUUCGUGGAGCGCUUUAACGAGCCAGCGAUCGUUGGUAAACCAUUGAUCACCUUCGUCGAUGAACUAAUCAGUAGCACACAGUCGGCACUGGUUUCGAUGGAUCUACAAUCGAUACGGUUCAUGCUGGACACGUUUAUGAUCAGCGUGAUUAGCUUUUCAGGAUGGGGCACACUAUAUGGCGCGUAUAGCAUCUCCUUUGAUCGGUCUCUGCGGAUGCAGCUGUUUCCUGUCGCUCUGGUUACACUGUUUGAGCAAAAUUGUUGGCGAGAGAUCGAAAUCAAGAUUUAUGAGGUCCUCUACCAUCUGUAUGGCGUGUCGACUUUACCGAGCAAUCUAGCAGAGUGUUUUAGAAACACGCUAAUAUGCUGUAAGAAGCAGCCAUACUUCCAACAGUCCAAAACGUGGCCUAAAUAUGCAUCAAUGAGAAGGAUUUAAUUCGAAGGCGAUGCUUUAAAUCUUGUUUUUCUUAAAUAAACCUUUUUUU
Molecule: messenger RNA, 3637 nt
Organism: Anopheles aquasalis
Lineage: Eukaryota; Metazoa; Arthropoda; Insecta; Diptera; Culicidae
Product: focadhesin
Biological process (GO): regulation of post-transcriptional gene silencing
Source: RefSeq, a predicted model, not a curated record